This is a messenger RNA of Mauremys reevesii (Reeves's turtle), 1446 nucleotides long. RefSeq names its product regulator of G protein signaling 20 (gene RGS20). The coding region runs from base 82 to 738 and encodes 218 amino acids. The transcript has 5 exons. The record is from RefSeq and is a predicted model, not a curated record. Lineage: Eukaryota; Metazoa; Chordata; Testudines; Geoemydidae.
CUGGGUGAGGAGCCCACUGCUAACGGAUGUGAUCAAGGCAAAGAUUUCCAUCUGGCUCCCGGGACUGAUGGUGAAAUUCCCAUGGGAUCGGAGCGGAUGGAAAUGCGCAAACGGCAGAUGUCUGUGGCCCAGGAGACACCAAGUUCCACACAGGCACAGCAUGGCAUUGGGAAUCGAGCUUCCAAUGCCUGCUGCUUUUGUUGGUGCUGUUGUUGCAGCUGCUCAUGUCUUACUGUUAGGAAUCAAGAUGAAGAGAGAGCAAGGAGGACAUCCCAUGAACUCAGAGCAGAGAGUAUUCCAAACUGUGAGGAGAGUCCCACUCCUACUCUUGAAGAAGUAAAUGCCUGGGCUCAGUCAUUUGACAAGUUAAUGGUCACUCCAGCGGGCAGAAAUGCUUUCCGGGAGUUCCUCCGAACAGAAUUCAGUGAAGAGAACAUGCUUUUCUGGAUGGCCUGUGAGGAGUUAAAGCAGGAAUCCAACAAGAGUGUCAUAGAAGAAAAAGCAAGGUUAAUCUAUGAAGAUUAUAUUUCUAUCCUUUCUCCAAAAGAGGUCAGCCUGGACUCCAGAGUAAGGGAAGUUAUCAACCGAAAUAUGCUGGAACCAUCACAACAUACUUUUGAUGAUGCACAGCUUCAGAUUUACACCUUAAUGCACAGAGACUCCUACCCACGGUUUAUGAACUCUGCUAUUUAUAAGGACUUGCUUCAGUCCUUAUCUGAGAAAUCCAUCAAAGCAUAAUAUUUUUAUUAAUGUAUUUAUUAAAAAAAAGAAAUGGAACUCUGGGCUACAUCAACCAACAGGGAAUUUAGAGUUAAUAGGAUAUUUACCUGAAAAUAACUCAGGCAUAUUUUAAUAUGGACUGUCAAUGUUUUAACCUGCCGAGGGCUCUGACACCACAAGCUAACUGCAGUCUCUGAUCAACUUAAGUGACACUUUGCAAAGGAGAACGUAGAGAUAGUUAGAUGUUAAAAAAGUCGUAUUUUUACAAUAGCAGAAUGUACUUGGGCAUGAACUUAUAGAAGUUAAAAUUACCACUCUAGAAAGAAAGCUCUCUCCAAUUUAUUUUUUUAAACUGUUAGUUAUGACUGCUCUCACCCUUCCCCCCACCAUUGUGCAGCCACAGUAAAAAUACUUGCGCUGUUGAUACUUGGGCUACACUAGACUGAAGCCUCACAUUUUAUAAUAGUACAACCUGGUCACUACUUAUGAAGUGGAGCUGGUACUUGUCUUGGAGUGGCUACCUGAUACAUAUAAGCAAUGUGCUCAUGGCAAUGAAAAAAUAACAACCUCAAGUUUAUGGAAGCUAGUGGUUUGGAAUAAUACUGCCUAUAAAAUUCUCUUACUGAAAAGUGUUAUUUUACUAUCAGAGUCUGCUGAAAACAUUUGUAAGUUCAUACUGUUAAUGUUUAUAAAAGCUGAAGAAUUUAGGAGAGGGAAGAGUCUGGG